AUGCCUGAAGAGGAAGAACCCCAGUUUCCUUCGGCGAUGGGUCUAAUGAAUUCCCAUAGUACAAAUCAUAGAUGUGUAUUUUGCGAAAAUGCACACGAAAGCAGCCAAUGCUUCAAGGCUCAGAAGUUGACUUAUGACCAGAAAGUGAAUAUUUUGACAAAGAAAGGUGCUUGCUUCCGCUGUUUGAAAAUUGGACACCAAUCUCGAAGAUGCCGUGGUCAAUUAAGUUGCUUACUUUGUCAUAAACCACAUGUGCCCCUAAUGUGCAGAGAACUUUCGAUAGGCAAAGUAAAAAAGGAAGAGGAAAAUAAGAUAGAGAAGGAUGGCCAAGCUGUACCGAAAAUAAAUCAGUCAUUGGCCAAUAGUGCUACUACUAAUGUUUUUUUGCAAACUUUGCGCGUCAAAAUGAACCACUUAGGCAAGACGCGAGUUGUACGCGCCUUAAUAGAUACCGGAUCUCAAAAGACGUAUAUUCUGAGGUCCACUGCUAGAUUAUUAGAUUAUCCAUGUAAACGACAGAUUAACCUUGUACAUGGAUUAUUCGGAGGCAGCGAGCUAGCACAAAAACAUGAUUGUUAUAACGUUAACUUGAGUUAUAAUAACUACAGUUGCACAUUUGAAGCAUUAGAUCAGCCCGUAAUUUGUAGCGAUAUUUCUUCCGUAUUUAAUGGUCCCUGGAUGGAAGAACUGAAGAGGCUGAAUAUAGAGAUAACAGAUUCCGGUGAUACAUCUCCUAUAGAGAUUUUAAUAGGUGUAGACAUUGCAGGAAAGCUCUAUACCGGAAGAAGGCAUAUUUUAGGAUGUGGACUGGUAGCUGUAGAAAACUUAUUGGGCUGGACUUUGAUGGGAAAAAUACCUUUAGAUCAACAGGACAAUCGCACCGCGACAACGGUUUCACUUUUUAUUAGCAACGCGUCGAUUAGUCAACUGUGGGAGUUAGAUGCUUUGGGUAUCAAUGAUCCGGCUGAAAGGAAGACAAGGGAAGAAACAGCGUUAGCAGCAAAGCAACUUUUCUUUGAGAGUGUUGCAACAGAUUCCACAGGACGAUAUGAAAUCAGACUGCCAUGGUUAGAAGAACAUCCGGCAUUACAAAGUAACUACCAGAUGGCUAAGAAAAGGCUGGAUACCACGUUGAAGAAGAUAAAUAAAGAUGGAUAUCUUGAAGCCUACGCCCAAAUAUUUAAAGAGUGGCUGGAUGAAAAUAUAAUUGAGGAAGUGCUCGAGGAGCAGCCGAACCGAGAAGGUCAUUAUUUACCCCACAGGCCGGUAAUUAAGCCUAAUAGCGCGUCCACAAAAAUCAGACCAGUUUUUGACGCUUCAGCGAAAGAAAAAGACAAACCUUCUUUAAACCAGUGCCUUGAAAAGAGGAUUAACUUGAUUGAAUUGAUUCCUGCUAUUUUAUUAAGAUUCAGACGACAAGAAAUCGGUGUAAUCUCAGAUAUUCGCAAAGCCUUUUUACAGAUUGGGAUACACAAAGCUGACAGAGAUUUUCUUCGAUUUCUUUGGAUAGAUGAUGCAGGAAAAGAAAAGGUGCACCACCACUGUCGUAUGGUAUUCUAG
Diabrotica virgifera virgifera (western corn rootworm) is the source of this 1560-nucleotide messenger RNA. RefSeq lists its product as uncharacterized. Gene Ontology annotation, biological process: proteolysis. Bases 1 to 1560 code for a protein of 519 amino acids. The transcript has a single exon. NCBI's taxonomy places the organism in Eukaryota, Metazoa, Arthropoda, Insecta, Coleoptera, Chrysomelidae. The record is from RefSeq and is a predicted model, not a curated record. Gene Ontology annotation, molecular function: aspartic-type endopeptidase activity; zinc ion binding; nucleic acid binding.